GAAUUCGAAUACAAACAAAAGUUGCUUGCUUUAUAUGGACCGUUAUGUUACGUUUAUUUAUUUCUUUAAGCUAAAUUUUCGUUCUUUUCACGGUAAUAUGUGACGGUUUGUUAAAAAAAACUAUAUUUAAUGUUUAAAAUUAAAAAUGGCUGAAGAUUACUUUAAUCUAAAGCGAAAACUAGAGGAAUUGGGAUAUAACAAUUCCUUACCUUUGGAGGCAGUUCCUCUGGUAGAAUGUGUGCUCGCAGAUCUGCUUCAGACUACAAGGAGUUUACAACAUUACAUGGAUCUUUCAAAAGAAGCUCUCAUGCAACGGGACUCAUUGAUGCUGGAAGCUGAACCAUACAAAUGUGACAAUGCAAAGCUCAUUCAAGAAAAUAAUCAAUUACACAAAGAAAACAUCAAAUUAAAAGAAGACUAUUUGAGGUUGUCUAAAGACAGUAAAAGAAGAAUUAAAACAUUGUCGGAUGAGCUUACAAAGAAGGAGUCAUUGAUAAGUAAGUUGCAACACGAUCUUAGGGACCUGAACCUAAGAGGAUUGUGUGUUAGCACCCAAAGCAGCCGCAAUAAAAGCAGAAGGAAAGACUGUGGAGAUGAUAAUGUUGCUAGAUUGUGCUUUUGCAAUGACAAUAAAUUAACUGGUUCAGAUAGUGACGUCACAGAGUUGAUAAAGAAGACACAAAGCCUGGAAGAUAAGAAUGCAGCCUAUUUUGAUGAAAUAUCACUUUUGAAGAGUCAAAUUGAACACAGGGAUAGUGAAAUUAUAAGGCUGAAUAUCCUUCUUGAAGGUGGAAGGCCUCUUAAAGCUGUUAGCAGAGAUGUUUGCAAUUCACAUACUGAUAAAAAAGUCCAAGAGCUACUCGGGCAGCUACAAGACAUAGCUGCUGAAAAUGAUGUUCUCAGAAAACAAGUCACAGAUGCCUUAGAAAAACAACAUGAGGCUAUGAAACGAGCAUUAAAUCUUGCUGAUAGAAAUAAGACUUUACAUGAUGAAUUGAAAAAAAUGGACUCUUUAGCUUUGACUGUUGAAGAUGAUUGUAAUAAAAGAUUGGCGACCAUGGCAAAUGAGAUGAGUCUGUUACAAGCUAAAGCCGAAAAUCUGGUUAAGAAAAACUCAGAACUUAUGAAUGAAAUUUCACAAUCACCUAAACUAGAUAGACUUCAACUAGACCUAAAUAUUGCCCUGAGGGAGAAGGAGAAUCUUCAACAGAAAGUUACAGAUCUAACUGAUUUAAAUAAAACUUUACAAGAUAAAAUUCUAUCUAUUGCUUCUAGUAACAUAAAUUCUGAAAGAGGACUUAGUGCAAAAAGUAAAUGUGCAACUAAAGAUGAAUUACAUGAAAUUCUAGAGGAAGAAAGAAAAAAAUAUGAGAAAUGCAUGGCAAAAUUAAAAGAACAAUUAACUGAAACAACAACUAUGUUUAACAAACAUUUAUCUAAUUGUAAAGAUAAAGUUUAUAGCUCAAGAACUGGUAUUACUCCAGAUAGUGCUUGCAUAAAGAAUCUCCAUAAUCAAGUAUGUGAGAGCCAACAAAGAAUACUAAUGUUGAAAAAAGAGAAUGAAGAACUUAAAGCCAAGUCUGCUAUGCAAGAUGAAGGUAAUAAACAAAAUUAUAAAGAUGUAAUUAGUCAACUUAAUGCUGAAAAUGCAGAACUUUCUCAGGAAAACAUUUCAUUGAGCAGUCAAUUGAGUCAAUAUAAAAGUAUGAAAUUGACACAAUAUAACACAGGAGGUGAAUACACGAAACAUAAUAUAUUAAAGCUUCAAGAUGAAGUUGACAGGUUAAGGGAGAGUAACAAUAUCUUAAGAAAAGAUAAGGAACAUUAUAUAUCUUUGUACAAGGAAUCUACAGAUUUAGUUGAAAAGUUAAAACGAGAUUUAACUCUGAAGCACAGAGAAAUAGAACAGUUACAGGAAGAAAAUAGUUCUUAUAAAAUGACACACCGGACAGGUAAGGCAUCUGCUGACCGCCUCAAAGAAGAAUGCAACCUCUUAAGAGAGCAAAUAAAAAGAAUGCAAUCUGAUGUUAUAAAAGAGAAGACAUUGGCUAAUCAAAUUAAGAAUAUUCAAAUGGAAACUGAAAGAAGCAGUAAUGAAGUCCAAAGUGAGUUAUUAAGUACUCAGAAGAAACUAAGCCUAUCUAAAGACACAAUUGAAUCAUUACAAAAGAAAUGCAAUGAUUUGCAAUCUGAAAUAACUUCUUUGAACCAUGAUAAAGCAAAGUUAAUGGAGAAUUUAAAAAAGAUUGAUCAAGAUAGAGAUAAAUUAGUUUUAGAAUUGGAUCACAAGACUGAGGCUGUAAGUGUUCUUGAACAGAAAGUUAAAUCUCAGAGCCAUGAGAUAAAUAAACUGGAAGAUGAACUUAUGGAGCUAAAAAGAAGAUUAAAUCUCAACAAAAUAUCAGAACACAAAUUGGUAGAUUUUGAAUCACAAAUUCAAUUCCUAAAUGGGGAAAUUUUACGCUUGAAUCAGCAAUAUGAUAAUGCUGUCAUGGAGAAUAAACAUUUGCAGAAUAGUUUGGCAGAGGCAAAUGGAAACUUGAAAUUAAAUAAAAUUGAAUAUGAAAAAUCUAGAAGAGAAGUAGAUGGUCUUAAACAACAAUUACAGCAUUAUGUAGCAGAAAUCAGGCGAAUUGAAGAAAUGCUCUCACAAAAAGAAGCUGAAAGAUCUGAUAUGUUAGAACACUUUGCGAGUUUGUCUGUUGAAGCAAAUAUAUUAGAAAAUACAAAUCACUCUUUGGAGAGUGAAUCUGCUUCAAAAUCACAACAGUUACAAACAUAUAUUAGCAAAAUACAGGCUCUAGAAGAAAGGCUUGUGGAUAAAGAUAACACUAUUGACGCCCAAUCAGCAAAGAUUGCAACAAUGACCUGUAGAAUUACUGCCUUAGAAAAUGAGGUAAAGUUAGUUACUGAGGAAAAAGCUCAUCUUGAACAGAAUGUGUCAUACCUGAAGCAGAUGUGUAAUAAUCUCCAAAAAGAAUCAGGUCAAGUUACACGUGGCUUGAGCGAGGCUGACUCAGAACUACAACUUUACGAAAAUAAAAUAAAGAUUCUUUCAAAAGGAAAGGCAAGAUUAGAGGAAGAGAAAAAUGAUGUAAAAUACAACUUGGAAACAACUGAAAAGUUACUGGCAAACGCAAGGAGAGAAGUUGUGGAGCUGAAAUUGGCUCUGCAGGAUGCUACAGCUGAAACAAAAUCAUUGCAGGACAGAAUUAAUAGACUAAGUCGCAUAGAAACUGAAAUACAUGAUUCUACAUUGACUCAAGAAUUGGAGCUGCCUCUUAUGUUGGAAGAAACAAUACAUGAGGUCAGCCACGAGGAGGAUGAAGACAGCACUCGUUUUCACGAAGUACAUAAAAGAUUUUCAAAGUACUCCCAUGGAAGUACUUUAUAAAAUCAAUUAUUAGCU
Messenger RNA from Cydia amplana, 3409 nucleotides. RefSeq names its product centrosomal protein of 135 kDa (gene Cep135). The record is from RefSeq and is a predicted model, not a curated record. The transcript has 2 exons. NCBI's taxonomy places the organism in Eukaryota, Metazoa, Arthropoda, Insecta, Lepidoptera, Tortricidae. Bases 146 to 3394 code for a protein of 1082 amino acids.